AUGCCCAAGAUGUCCUGGCACAUGUUUUUGUAUUCGGUGCUGCUCCUUUUCUGCGUGCUGUUGGUGUGCUGCGGCGGUACGGCUGUGCAUGCCGAGGAGGGAAAUACGCCAAAGGAAGCGCAAACACCAGAGGCUGUUGAUCUUUUUGUGCCGAGUCAAACGAUUGUGGGAACGCGUGCUGGAAGUGGAACGAGGGUCUUCUUUGUCUCACCUUCUCUCGUCAGUGCUGGUGGAGUUUUGGUUGCGCUUGCAAAGAGCCAGGCCAGACCUGUAUCCUCCGAUACGGGAGAGACUGCGAUCGUUUAUGCUGAUGUUGUGGCGGGGUACAUUGACCCUGCGGAGAGCUGGUCGUCUUUCGUCGCUAACGUCAAUGCAAACGAAUGGAGGGCGUACAGCAUCUUUAACACGACCAUGCGUCAGGAGUAUAUGUCUAUGUCCCGUGUGACAUACGCUGUCCGACCCACAACAAUUGCAAAGGGUAACAAGGUCUUUCUGCUUGCGGGAGACUCUUAUCAGAAGUAUGAUCCUUCAUCAAAGAAGCAGACUGCGCCUUCACAGGGGUUUGAUUUGCUUGUGGGUGAGGCCACGCAAGAUAAAGUCAUCCAAUGGGGCAAACCCACCUCGCUUUUGCCACAGAUCGAACCAUUCGCUAAACGACGUGGCCUGGAGCAGUUUGUUGGUGGUGGUGGCUCAGGCGUUGUGAUGGAGGAUGGCACGCUUGUGUUUCCUGUGACGGCGAGGAGGACACGAGAAAACGACUUUGUCUCCAUGAUCAUUUAUUCGAAGGACGACGGCAAAAAUUGGUUGCUUCCACAGGGAACGGUCUCUGGACGGUGCAUUGCCCCUCUCAUCGUUGAGUGGGAGCGGGGGAAGCUUCUCAUGGUUGUCAAAUGCAAUUCGCUCUCCAAGGUGUUCGAGUCGAGGGACAUGGGGGCAAUGUGGACGGAGGCUGUCACGACACUCACACGCGUGCAGCCCAGGUUUUUACCAAACUCUUUGCGAACAGCUGAGAGAGUGGGGUCCCUCACCACUGCGACCAUUGCUGGAAAGAAGGUCAUGCUGUACACCCAGAAAGGGAUUCCCCCUGGGGACAUGGCGCGAGCCACCGCGCUCUACCUUUGGGUCACUGACAACAACCGCACGUUUCACGUUGGGCCCAUUUCCAUGGACACUAAAGAGAUGCUGCGGUCGACAUCUGCCAACACCCUGCUGCACUCUAACGAUGCAUUGCACCUUUUACAAGAGAGGGUCAGUACAACGACCACAAACCUGAUUUUUUCUUCCCUAACGAAGGAGCUGAAGACGAUUACGUCCGUCUUGGAGACCUGGGCAAAACUGGACUCCUUCCUCUCCAAUUCGUCUGUGCCCACGGCCGGUCUGGUUGGAUUCUUGUCGGAUGCAUCGGGUGAUGGAACUUGGAACGACGCGUACCGUUGCGUGAAUGCAACUGUGACGAAUGCAAAGAAGGUCGAAGAUGGCAUUAAGUUCACGGGGUCCGAAUCAUACGCCAUGUGGCCCGUGAACAUGUGGAAGUAUCACUAUGUGCACGGCUUUGUGAAUCACGCGUUCACGCUUGUGGCGACGGUGACGAUCGAUGAGAUUCCGAACGGGAGUGCUUCUCUGCUGGGCGCGGGCCUGGAGGACAAUGAAAACACAAAGUUUGUGGGGCUGUCGUACACGACGAAGAAACAGUGGGGGACAGUCUUCAACGGCAUGACAACAACACACAGCAGCGCUUGGGAGCCGGGGAAGGAGUACCAGGUGGCGCUCAUGCUGGAGGGCAACGAGGGCUCCGUGUACGUGGACGGCGUGCUUGUGGGGAUUACUAACAAACUACCAACGCUUAAGGCACGGAGGCAUGAUAUCUCUCACUUUUACUUUGGCGGCGGCAAAGACGGCAGUGCGAGAGUGAGGAAUGUUUUUUUGUACAACCGCCCACUGAGUGAGCAGAAACUCAAGAAGGUUGACAGCACCAGUGCAGCUGAGAAGCGUGCAGGUGACAGCACCACUGCAGCUGAGAAGCGUGCAGGUGACAGCACCAGUGCAGCUGAGAAGCGUGCAGGUGACAGCACCACUGCAGCUGAGCAACAUGCAGGUGGCAGCACCACUGCA
This is a messenger RNA of Trypanosoma rangeli, 2112 nucleotides long. Its product is annotated as group II trans-sialidase superfamily. The transcript has a single exon. The annotation marks the transcript as partial. Gene Ontology annotation, biological process: ganglioside catabolic process; oligosaccharide catabolic process. Gene Ontology annotation, molecular function: exo-alpha-sialidase activity. Gene Ontology annotation, cellular component: intracellular membrane-bounded organelle; cytoplasm; membrane. Lineage: Eukaryota; Euglenozoa; Kinetoplastea; Trypanosomatida; Trypanosomatidae. The record is from RefSeq and is a predicted model, not a curated record.